This is a messenger RNA of Symbiodinium natans, 1719 nucleotides long. Lineage: Eukaryota; Dinophyceae; Suessiales; Symbiodiniaceae. The record is from the annotation of a GenBank genome assembly.
AUGAGAUCCUUGGGUGCGCCGGAUACGCCGGCGCAUCUCCCGGUGCAGCCUUGGGCCUCGCUCUUGAGCCUGGCGCUUCGACUCGCGUUCCCGCUUGCUUGCGCGGCCACAGUGCUGCUUGUGCUGAAGUGGCUCCGACCAACUCUCGCAAGCGACAGCAGAAGCGUAGCGCAGACGGCCUUGCAGUUUGCUGAAUCCUUGUGCUUGCCAGGCAGUGCAGUACCUGCCAUGGCAUUGAGCGGUGUUGCGUUCUUCAUGUUUGCUGCGCACCAGAGUGCCCGCGAGCCUUUUGCUAUGUGGUUUCCCUUGGUGGCCCUGAGUCUUUUGGUGCCUGGCACCAUUGCAGACAGAAUGGCCCAGCCCAAGAAGUCCGGCAAAGCCAUGCAGCACCAAGCAAUGCGCCUUCUGGCGUUUGUGGCCCGUGAAUGUGGCCAGCCAGAUGAGGUCAUCAAGCAGCUGGAGCAGGCAGCCACCCAGCACUGUUUGGAGAGCCUUCCUCCGAUUUCACCACAGCCCCUCGCUGCGUCAAAGUGGGGUCCUUGUAGCGGGUGGACUGAUGUGGAGUAUCAUACCUAUACAGAUCUGUACAACGACCUCCGCUCCCUUGAUUUCAUGAGAGACCUGAAGUUCUUCUUGCCUCAGCAGACAGAUGCCCGGCACGCUGUGGUUGGUAUUGAGAGUAUUCGCUGCGUUGCAGCAUCCUUCCCAGCGUCCGACUGGUUCUCGGCACAGGAGGACAAGCUCAACAGCUUGUCCAACGUCACGCUCAGUGUUCCCAAUACGGUAGAGAUUGCCCGACCAAAGGGCCUUUUGCCUAGCUACGUCCGCGGCUUGGAAGGUCCCAUGGAUGCCGCAGUCUUUGCAAAGCAGAUGUGCGUCGGCUUUCCGUGUCGCUCAUCGCUCGUGGAGCUGCUGCUGAUAUGGCUGCCGCUCUUGCUAUUGCGAGUGCUUUUCUUCUGCCUCGGGGCAGGAGCAUGUCUUCUGGCCUGGUGGAUUCCCCCACUGCGCCAUGGCUGGAGCAUCACGCUGAUGUUGAGCCUGUCUGCAGGUUUGCUUGUGAGCGGUCUCUUCCACUCCAUGACGGCACUGAUCACCAGGGCCGAGGCUUUGACAAAGCGAUUUACCAAACUCAAGACUCUGAACGCCACUCUCUGUGGCCAAAAAGUGGCUGCUGAACAUGUUCUUCCAGUGAUGCGUGUGGAGGUUCCGUCGGAUCUGCUUGUCUGGGCAGAAGUCCACGAGCUAUGCCUGGCACGCUACUCUGCGAUGCGGCUGACGAUGGACGUGGAAGUUGUUGCGGCAGCGGUGCUGACACUUCCGAUGUCUACUUUCAGCUUUGAUUUCAUGCACGCUUUGGAACAUGGCCUCCUCUACCUCAUCGCGCUUACCUUUCUGAUGGCGUACGUCACUGGUGCUGUGCCAUACUUUGUGGCCGGUGUCCUUGUCAACAAGGAGAAAGUGAGCUCAGUGAGGCUGCUCUCUCAUUUUGCUCUGCAGGGCCAGGUUGCACUGCAGCAGCCGGGCCUAGCGAAUCCGGGGCAGCAGCAACAAAUUCAGCGGACGGUGUCCAUGGCGAACCAGCUCUACCAGCGGACCCGCUUGGACUCAUCGCAGGAUGUGAAAGUCUUGGGCGUCACACUGACCACUGCCACAGCAUUGGCGAUCGCUGCAACGUUCAGUGCCUUUGUGGCAGUCAGCCGAAAAUUGCUUGGCCUUUGA